AUGGCCGGCGCUCUCGCUACCUCUAUCUACCAGCACGUCUCCCCUCCCCAGUCGACUCUCAUCCGCCGAAAUGCUGUCUACCUGACUUCCAUCUUCGCCGGUGCCUUCGCUUUUGAAGUUGCCUACGAUACCUCCACCAACAAGCUCUGGGACACCUGGAACCGUGGCCGCCAAUGGAAGGACAUCAAGCACCAAUACCUCAACAAGGCUGACGAGGAGGAUGACGAGUAA
This is a messenger RNA of Aspergillus mulundensis, 231 nucleotides long. RefSeq names its product cytochrome b-c1 complex subunit 9. NCBI's taxonomy places the organism in Eukaryota, Fungi, Ascomycota, Eurotiomycetes, Eurotiales, Aspergillaceae. Bases 1 to 231 code for a protein of 76 amino acids. The transcript has 5 exons. The record is from RefSeq and is a predicted model, not a curated record. Gene Ontology annotation, biological process: mitochondrial electron transport, ubiquinol to cytochrome c.